AGUGGCGAAGCACUACUGAGCAAUUCACGUAUUACUUGAUACGGACGACUUCUGUUUUUGCGCCCUCCGAUCGAGCAACGAGCACGAGUAGGCGGCUAGGGGGGGGCGGCUGGGCUGCCUUUUCAAUCAAUCUCCGGCCGCUCAGCGCCGCUAUUGGUGCGAGUUGUAAGGAGUCUUGGUCUCGAGUCGAGCUGGGGCGUCAUUUCAUUCUCGUAACGGGAGUGAGUGCACCGCAAGACCAGACAAGUGACUCCCUCGCCUCGCUGCGGCGGCACCUGUCUUUUAAGUUAAGUCAUUUCCUAAGAAGGGCUCCUCUUAUUCUACGAUAAUCCAAGCAGCAGCUCCACGAGUCCGCUCGGAACCAGUCGAUUCCUGAGCCAUUCGUUCUCCCCUCUCGGUUGGCGUUUGCCAGCCACUAGAGCAGUUAAGAGAAAAAUUGUCCCCAAGGAAACCACUUGUGUCUUUCUUGGAUAUGCUUAGUCCGGGUAUAGAUGCUAUGACGUGAAAUCCAAGAGACUCGAUGUAUCCUUGAAUGUUCUCUUUAAUGAGGUCGCCUCAUAUUUUCCUUAACUGAAUUAAUCAGCCCCGGGGGAGAAUGGUGAUGGAGAUGUAUUGCGGCCUUCUCCUGUUCAUCAACUCGAACCUCAUUCUUCUGCUGUUGAUGUUACGGAUCAGCCUCACUCUUCAGGCUAGCAGCCUUGCCCAGCAUCUUCUGCCGAUUGGUAAGAUUACUCCAGAAGAUCGGCAGUCUAGCCCAGUUGCUUCCCUUCCAGCCGCUUCCUCAGAUUCUGGAUCCCUCUCUCAGUUUUCCCCAAAACAUCGAGCUUACCUCAUGUCAGUUCAAUCUUCUCAUGAACCUGAAUCAUUUGCUGAAGCCUUCAAUCAUUCUUGCUGGAGAGAUGCUAUGCAGGAAGAAAUCAAUGCCCAGGAAAAAAGAAUAAGACUGAGUCUCAUUGCCUGCAGGGAAACAAAGCCAUUGGCUGCAAGUGGAUUUACAAGAUCAAGCAUAAAGCAGAUGGCUCGCCGUGCGGAUUCUUCCAUGUUUAUUCGUCGAGGUCAUGGUCGUUGCCUCAUCCUUCUUUUAUACGUUGACGACAACAUUCUCACCGGGAAUGAUUCUUCUCUUUUAUUCGAUUUCAUCAAGGAGCUUGGCAACCAAUUUGUCUCUUUCAUCCGCUGCAUGACUUUCUCGGCAUGGAGGGGCUCCAUCCACGGACCCAAGAAAGGGAAGGUGGAAACAGCUCUCUUUCUACUGGUAAAAGGGGGGAACCUAUCAACUCCUUCUACAAGAGCAGCAUUGCAUGGAGUGGCUUACCUUGUUUCGGCAAUUGACUUGUAUGGGCUUGGGAACUGUUUGGACUUCAAAAGAGAAGAAGCCUAUAUCAGCAGAUGUGACAACGAGAAGCACUUCAACUUCACUAGCAGCAAUAGUGAAGGAAGUCAUUACGGGUGGAAGGGAGCAGGCUUAAAGGAGCAACCACUCAAACUAGAUGGCAGAAAACUAGAAGCUUUCCUCCUUAAAGCUGGUUGUCUUGAAGGAAAGUAAAGUUUGUUAACUAAGCAAGGAAUGUCGGAUAACAGCUUGGAUCGGAGGUUUCAUGUCUUUUUUUUUCAUUCCUUUCCCACUUCCGUCCUGAGAGUUAGAGUGAGAUCCUUGCGCUAUAAGCGAUUGCUAUG
Molecule: messenger RNA, 1677 nt
Organism: Rubroshorea leprosula
Lineage: Eukaryota; Viridiplantae; Streptophyta; Magnoliopsida; Malvales; Dipterocarpaceae
Source: the annotation of a GenBank genome assembly